Hirundo rustica (Barn swallow) is the source of this 2680-nucleotide messenger RNA. RefSeq names its product torsin family 3 member A (gene TOR3A). Gene Ontology annotation, molecular function: ATP hydrolysis activity; ATP binding. The transcript has 6 exons. The record is from RefSeq and is a predicted model, not a curated record. NCBI's taxonomy places the organism in Eukaryota, Metazoa, Chordata, Aves, Passeriformes, Hirundinidae. Gene Ontology annotation, cellular component: endoplasmic reticulum lumen; nuclear envelope. The coding region runs from base 283 to 1524 and encodes 413 amino acids.
GAGCCGGGGUUGUGUUUGUCCCGUGGCCGGAGCCUCUGCCGGACCCGGGGCUGUGUUUUGUCCCGUGGCCGGAGCCUCUGCCGGAGCCGUGUUUUGUCCCGUGGCCGGAGCCUCUGCCGGAGCCGGGGUUGUGUUUUGUCCCGUGGCCGGAGCCUCUGCCGGACCCGGGGCUGUGUUUUGUCCCGUGGCCGGGACAGCGGCAGGGCCCCGGCCGCGGCUGCUGCCCAGCACCGCCUCAGGAAGUGAGAUCCGCUGGGGCCGCUCCGCUCCCGCGCCGCUGCCAUGGGCCAGGCCCGGCUCCCGGCCCUCCGCGGCCUCGGCUGCUGCGUCCUGGUGCUGCUGCUGCUCCUGGGCGGCUCGGGCAGCCCGGGGACAGCGCCAGCGCCCCGGGGACCCUGGCCACGGGAGCAGGGCCCCGUCCCGGAGCGGGGACCUUGGGGCAGGGGCAGGUACGAAGCCGUGAAGAAGCAUUUGGGAGCCGUGGGCGCUCUCUCCAGGCGGUAUUGGCGGUACCUGGCGUGCAGGGUGUGGCAGGAGGGCUGCGAGGAGGAGGAGAAGCAGCAAGAAGAACGAGAGGCCGGUCCCAUCCCAAGCUGGAGCUUUCCUCUGGUGGGCCAGGAUUACCUGGAGAUCCUCUCUGCCUGGUACUGCAGCUUCGGCAGUUGCUGCGAGACAGGAGACUGCAGGAUAACCAACAACAUCACAGGGCUGGAGGCAGAGCUCAGUGGGCAGCUCCACGGGCAGCACUUGGCCAAGGAAGUGGUGGUGAGGGCGGUGCAGGGGUUCCUGCAGAGCCCACGGCCCCAGAAGGCUCUGGUCCUGUCCUUCCAUGGCUGGUCUGGCACGGGGAAGAACUUUGUGGCUCGGAUGGUGGCCAGUCACCUGUACCGGGACGGGCUGAAGAGUGACUGUGUCAGGGUGUUCGUCUCCCUCCUCCACUUCCCACAUCACAACUACGUGGACUCCUACAAGGUGCAGCUGCAGAGGCAGAUCAGCGAGACCCUGCAGCGCUGCAGGCAGGCCCUGCUCAUCUUCGACGAGGCCGAGAAGCUGCAUUCCAGCCUCCUGGAUGCCAUCAGGCCCUUCAUGGCUCAACACGACAGCGAGGGCCAGGCAGAUCAGCAGAGAUCCAUCUUCCUCUUCCUCAGCAAUCUUGGUGGUAACACCAUCAAUGAGGUGGCCCUGGAGUUCUGGCGAGCCGGCCGAGCACGGGAGGAGAUCCCCUUGGAGCUCCUGGAACAGCGGCUGCGGCUGGAGCUGCAGGACGCUGCAGAGAGCGGCCAUGCCCACAGCCACCUCCUCAGAGAGAACCUCAUCGACUUCGUGGUGCCGUUCCUGCCACUGGAAUAUCACCACGUGAAGCUCUGCGCACGGGACGCCUUCCUGGCCCGUGGGCUUCCCUACACCGAGGCAACGCUGGACCAGGUGGCCCAGAUGAUGGUGUUUGUCCCCAAGGAGGAGAAGCUUUUCUCCGCACAGGGCUGCAAAUCCGUGCCCCAGCGCAUCAAUUAUUUCCUUCCUUGAACGCCAGGUGGGACCUCACGUGUGCUGAAGGUGGUUCUGCACUCUGGCACAGUCGGCAGCAGAUGACCCAGCCAGGCACUUGCACAGAGACUUAAACCCCUUGUUACUCCCAGAGCUGUUGCAGGAAAGGAGGUGCAUCCCUUACUCCUGGGAUCUGGGGACAGCCUGUGCUUGGCUGCGUUUGGACUCUGUCUGGUGUUUUGAGUCCCUUCUUUAGCUGGCAGCAGCCUGAAGGGGUGAUGUGGUUCUGCUGGCAGAUGCAUGUGAGUGGGGACUGGGAAUGUCCAAGUCCUUGGUUUGUUGCUGUGUGGUGAAGGGAGGCCUUGGACAGGCUGGUCCUGUUUGAGGCAGUGUGGCCGAAGCCACGUCCCUGUCCCCAGUUUUCUCUGUCACUUUACAAGGUCACCCAGGACUCUUCCGCUGGAGUUUUGGGCUGUUGCUCUCCUGCCUUUCUAAGGUGUCUGCUGCUCAGAGACACACGGGCCAGGAUCGUUGUCUGUGCAGGGAGAAAAGGACUGAAUAAUCUCCUCUGGAGAUGCCAAACCAUAGCUCUGACCUUGGAGUGCCCACUUCUCACUGGAGUCUUCCGUUGUAUGGAAGCAGCUGCCGGGGUGAGGGGAACUCCUGCUGCAAUUAUUUUGCUGUGGGGGUUGGUGAAGAGCCCGUUUCCUUCACUGCAAAACCACAGAUGGGAGAGAACUCCUCUGCCAAGGGCAAAGGGCAGGUGAGGAGGAUGGUGGCUGAAGCAUCAGGCUGCAGCUGAAUGUAAGUUUUCAUGGAAGCAGUGAAAACUUGGGGUUUUUCCUUCCCUUUUUCAUUUUUCUCUUCAGUGCAUUUCAUGCUGAGGUUUUUUGGCUGGUAUCAGCAUUAUUAUUAGUAUUAUUAUUACAAGGGGCUGUUUGCUGUCUGGGUACUCGCCAGGUGAUAAGCGUGUUGCAGCAGGUCCCAAAAAAUUUCGUCAGUGUUACGGGAAUCACCCUGUGACCUCUGGGUCAAAAUUCCCUUCCAACAGGGCCGUGCUGGCGAGGAGUGGAACAGCACCUGCCAAGGCCAGGGCUCGGCCUCCCUGCCACCCCCACGGGGGACCUUUGGUCUGGUUUAAGCUUUGACCCAUUUUGCGGUGCCAGUGAUGAGCAGCACCGCCUCUGGGAAGCAC